GAGAAAAGCGUUGCUUGGCUUUCCAAUUUCUGUUUCUUGCUCUCCUCUUCCGGCGAACUCCGGCAAACUCCGGCUAUCAAUUGCCCGGCUCCAGCGAUCGGAAGCGAUGUAUAAGGGCCGGCUGCAAGAACUCUGCCAGCAGAGACAAUUGAGUUUGCCGGAGUACACCACGACCAGGGACGGCCCCGAUCACUGCCCUCGCUUCCGGGCUACGGUCACCGUGGAUGACCUCUCCUUCGAUUCGUUGGGACCUUCCAUGAAUGCGAAGGAGGCUCAAAAUCGCGUAGCCGAGCUCGCGUUCAAGCAUUUAAGUGCUAUCACCCCUGCGCCGCCCUUGAUGGAGCAGAUUGAAUAUAAAAUUCCAUACAAGUCCGAGCUUCUAAGAUUAGUGCAAACCAAAAAGCUGGAUCCACCAACGUACGAUUCCAUUCGGGAGGGUCCACCUCAUGCUCUCCAGUUUAAGGCAAUUGUUACUGUUGAUGGGCAAAAGUUUGUCAGUCCACAAUUUUUUGGCACUCUAAAAGAAGCAGAACAUUCUGCUGCAAAAAUUGCAAUUCAGUCUUGGUCCUCGGGAGAAAAUAAAGUUGAAGAUCCUGGAUUUUAUAAGAAUCUUUUGCAAGAAUUAGCACAGAAAGAAAGAUUCUCUAUGCCUAAAUACAUAACCAUCAGUGAUGGUGCUUCUCAUAUACCAACUUUCUCUUCUAAAGUCGAGAUAAAAGGUGAGACUUUUAGUGGAGAAUCUGCGACUACCAAAAAGCAGGCAGAGAUGAAUGCUGCGAAGGUUGCUUGGUGUGAACUCAAAGAAGGUAGGGUGUCUGGGCCACGUCCCUCGGGCUUUGAAAUUCCAGAAGCAUCUUUUGCAUCUUUGGGCUCCACAGUGGAAAUCAUGGAUGUGCAGCUCUCAGGAUCCUCAGAUUCAAAAUCAUUGAGUGAUGCCAACGCAGUGAUUGGAGACAUUGCAGCUGAUCCAGAUAUUGGUCAAGAGGAUGAUUCUUGGAAUAUUGUUGAAUGCAAUCACAAUUCGACCACUAUUGGUUCAACCUGGACUGUACCUGUUGUCAUAGUUGAUGCAGAAACCUUUCUGACUGAUAAAAUUACAGAAAACAAUAGUCAAACAAAAUAUAGUUGAUCGGAAACCUUUCUGACUGAUAGCAUCACAGAAAACAAUAGUCAAACAAAUAUACUUGAUGUGGAAACCUUUCUGACUGAUAACAUUACAGAAAACAAUAGUCAAACAAAUAUAGUUGAUGUGGAAACCUUUCUGACUGAUAAAAUUACAGAAAACAAUAGUCAAGCAAAUAUAUCUCUCCCUGACUCAAAGUCCAAAGCCAUGACCGACAAAGAGGCUGUUCAAAAUUCUGAAUCUGAAGAUCAGACUUUGCCAUGUCCCUCACAGUCAGAUUUCUCCAAUCACGGUGUUGUAUCUGCGUCAGCUCCAAGUUCUGAAGCCCCUCUUUUUAGUGGCACUUGCUCCCUUCUGUCUGGUAGAGUGCGGGUAUACUCCCGUAAACCUGACAUGCUCCUGCCGGAGGGUGCCGUUAUGCUUCCUUUUAGUGAUGAUGCAUGGGUCGCUGUCAGCUUGGACAUUUCAGGACAAGGCUGGAUUCAGUACUGGAUUUCUGCAUAUGAUAUUUUUGUUUUAGUAAUUUGUGUUUGGGUUCCUGAAGCUGUUUGGUUUAUCAUGUUGGCUUGCUACUUUGACACUACACAAAUGUAG
Molecule: messenger RNA, 1717 nt
Organism: Dioscorea cayenensis subsp. rotundata (Guinea yam)
Lineage: Eukaryota; Viridiplantae; Streptophyta; Magnoliopsida; Dioscoreales; Dioscoreaceae
Product: double-stranded RNA-binding protein 1-like
Source: RefSeq, a predicted model, not a curated record